AUGGCCAGUGAUAAAGAGGAGAAGAAAUCGCCAAAAAGCCAGAAAGGCUCACCAGCGAAGUCGGAGCGCAGCGGGCGAUCGAAGUCAGAGCGUAGCGGGCGAUCGAAGUCGGAACGCAGCAAGCGACCGAAGUCAGAGCGUAGCGGGCGAUCGAAGUCGGAACGCAGCAAGCGACCGAAGUCAGAGCGUAGCGGGCGAUCGAAGUCAGAACGCAGCAAGCGACCGAAGUCAGAGCGUAGCGGGCGAUCGAAGUCAGAACGCAGCAAGCGACCGAAGUCAGAGCGAAGCGGGCGAUCAAAGAAAAGCCGUCACUCGCCAAAGUCGAAAUCGGAACGUUCGGGAAAUCACGCCGAAGUCGUACGCCCAGAAAAAGUUCAAAAAGUUCACGAAGUCGACGACAUUCGGAACCACGCGAACAUCGCUGCUCUAUGGAAUGUGAUGAGUGCCCGAAGAAAGUAUCACGUAAAGCUCUGGUACGAGCUGCUGCAAGGGAUCGACAACGCCGUGAAGCAUACAGUGUUCUUCAAAUGA
Molecule: messenger RNA, 531 nt
Organism: Cooperia oncophora
Lineage: Eukaryota; Metazoa; Nematoda; Chromadorea; Rhabditida; Trichostrongylidae
Source: the annotation of a GenBank genome assembly